AUGGAUGAUUUCCUUGAAGAGAUUGAUUGCAGAUCAAAGUCAGAUGCAAUAGUUAUGAGGCUUCUGAGAUCAGCCAUGGAUAAAGCACAUGAAAAUGUGCAAUCUCAAAAUGGACCUAUAGAGUUUCUUCACAAGAGAUCCAAAUUUUAUGAAUUAGCAGCUAUCCUAGUGGAUGGUGGUCUCAGCAUUGUUGAAGAUGAGGCAGACAUUUUCGAGACAAGCCGUGAAAAGAUGCUCUCCGACUUGACAGAGAUCAAAGACUGGCUUCACAGGCGAAUCGAGGAAAUGCAGGUUUUGAUUGUGGAAAAAGAUAAGGAAUUACUGGAGAGGGAAGAAAAUGAGUUAAAGCUUAGACAUGCAUUGGAAUUAAAUGAGAGGGAGCUGCUCUAUAUGCAGGAGAAACUAGAAUUUGAAAGGGCCAAGAGUCAAGAUUUGCAGGACUUCAUACCCAGCAAUCAAGAAAUCGAGGAUGAAUCUCAUGGUGGCGAUUUUUGUGAUUUGAAGAACUCAGUGGAUCAGCAGGUUUUGAGCAUCAAACAGAGGUUGGAGGGUGAGCAUAAAAAGAGUUCAUCAACAAGGAGAAGAAGGGCUUCGAUUUCUUGUCCUUCGGACAAUGAACUUUAUUUCCAAUUCUUGGAAAACAACCGAAAUUUGGGUUCACAAUUCAUGGAAGGUGAUGAUCUUCUGAACCAUUUUCCAGGAAUCAAGCCGCUGAGUAGCUCAUUGAAGCCUGGAAAGAACAAUGCCAUGAUUCAGCAGAUGAGCUCUGAUAUAGACAUUUUGAAAGGAACUUUAGAUCUUGCCUUUGGAAGGAUGCAAAAUGCUGAGGUGUUCCCUUUGGAGAAGCAAUGGAAAUGGAGCAUCGAAAGGGACGUGCUUCUUGUUUCGCUACAUGGAUUCAUAUUUGACAGUAAAGAACAGUUUAAAGCAGAAUUUGAGAAGCGAGACUGCUCCUUUCCUCUUGCCUUCUCUGGGGUGAAACUCAAAGAAUUUAUCAAUAAUAUAAGAGUGUUGCAUGAAGAACUGAAGGCUUUGUGCAGUCAAAUUAAGGUAGAGGAGAAACAGGGCUUGCAAGAAAUGCCAGCUCCUCAAUCAUCACUCCAGCGAACAACAAGUGAACCUUUGCCGGAUUUUUUAACUAAGCCUCCAAAUGAGGAUCCAGAUUAUAGUGUAAGCCGAAAAGUAGCUAAGUUGGUGAAGAAUCAUGAAUCGUUUAUUCAGAAGCAGCGCAAGGAGUGGAAUCAGCGGACGCUGGAACUCCUUAAAAGAAAGGGGUCCUCAUCCAUUAAGCGAGAAAAGGAUCAUGAUGAACUGGAAAGUAGGAUUCAAAAAGCUAUUGUCGUACUGGAGAGGCUUAUCAAGUGGGAUGAUAGUUUGAGAGAAGGCAAGAAGCAUACUGAUGUUUUAAAGGCGAGUGCGACUAAUUCUGAUUCGAAAGCUACAGAAGACAUAAAUGUCGGCAUUGGUGCAGAUUUAGCUGAUGAAAUGAAAAAACUUAGACAAGAAAGAUUUGAUCUUGAAUUGCAAGUCUCGUUAAUGGAGGACAUCUACAUGCUUGUGUUUCGAGGUUCAAUGAAGAACCUUAAAGAUGAGCAAUUCAAUAAUGAAACGAAAUAUUCCAUUGAAGAUGGUAUUGGAGUUUCGAUGGCUGAUGGACAAGAUGACCUUGGAGUAACAGAAAAUAACAACUGUCUCAGCUUAAAGGUCAGCAAUUCAGCAAAAGAAACUGGGCAUGAUUUUCUACAGGAUUACUUGGAGAGCUCCAUCAGGGAGGAUGUACAUAAACGUUAUUUCCUAGAAACAAUAAUGGAAUGGAACAUGCAAAUGGAAUGCAAAGCUGAAGAUUGCCUAGUUGAGGAAGAGAUUCUAAGAGUUAUUCUGAAUGAGUUGAUUAAAGGCAUUGAACAAUCUAGUAAACAGGAUAAAUGCCGCCUUGAAAUGGAAGUGGCUAAUUUUUCUUGUUGUGUCACUUUAAUGGAAGAAAUCCAAGCUGUAUUCUUAAGAGGGCUCUUCAUGAGAUGGAGAUCAGAGAAAAUUGAUUUGGAGAUUGAAAUGCUUAUAAGGGAGGACAUUUAUCAGCUGUUCAUGGCUGAAAUGACGAAAGAAUUCCUCCAUGUCACGGUUCAACAAAUUGAAACAACAGAGAGGAUGAAAGAGUAUGAAGAAAAUAGUUCGCAUACUGAAUUGGAAGUUCCUGACCUGAAUGAAAAGUUUAAUUCAUUGUCCGAUGAUCAUGAAGAGGUUGGAAGACAAAGAGCAGGUGGCCAGAUAAUGAAGUUUGAUGAGAAAUGUGAUGAGGUCUCUGAGCAUGACAUUGUGAUCAAAAGCGAGAAAGAAGUUAUUUCGGUUCAGCAAUUGCUUAGCAGCAAGGCAGUUUCAGAAAAUAAGGAGUAUAAUCCAGACGUUACAAUAGAAGUCUCAAAAGAAAAUGAUCAUCUUACUGAAAUGGAUCAAAUAGAGAAAGAAGCCGGAAAACAACAGUUCAGUUUGGAACCAGAACAAGAUGAUGGUUUGCAACAGGAUAUAACUAUCACCCUACUGCCCCUGAUUGAUUUUCAGCAAGCUUUUAUGGAAUUUGAACAUAUGGUACACAAAAAGCUGGAGGCGAAAUAUUCAAGGAUGGACAAAUUGAAGCACCAAGUAAGCGCAUUAAAUGAAGCAGCGGUCAGGGUGCGAGAAAAGAAAUUGAUUUACAAGAAGGCAUUCAUAAGUAGAUGUGAGAACUUAUCAUUAGCUGAAACUGAGGUUGAUUUGCUGGGAGAUCAGGUGGAUAAACUUGUCUGCCUCCUUCAGAAUAUAUACCUCACUCUGCAUCAAAAUUCAGCUGUUCUGUCACAAAACUUUGGGGUUUCUGAAAUCAUGAGACGGAUAAAGAAAGAGUUAGCUGAAGGAGCAGCAUUUCCACCUGAAUUCGUCCGGUGA
Oldenlandia corymbosa var. corymbosa is the source of this 2922-nucleotide messenger RNA. The record is from the annotation of a GenBank genome assembly. Lineage: Eukaryota; Viridiplantae; Streptophyta; Magnoliopsida; Gentianales; Rubiaceae.